Messenger RNA from Branchiostoma belcheri (Belcher's lancelet), 2083 nucleotides. RefSeq names its product lysosomal acid lipase/cholesteryl ester hydrolase-like. Gene Ontology annotation, molecular function: hydrolase activity, acting on ester bonds. The transcript is spliced from 8 exons. The record is from RefSeq and is a predicted model, not a curated record. Lineage: Eukaryota; Metazoa; Chordata; Leptocardii; Amphioxiformes; Branchiostomatidae. Bases 518 to 1789 code for a protein of 423 amino acids. Gene Ontology annotation, biological process: lipid metabolic process.
AUACGACCUCUAGCGGUUUGUAAGGUCUAUGCAAGUCUCGAAUAAAAAUAUAGUGGAAAUUCAAUAUAUGGGCGUUUGCCCUUUGGCCCAAACAAAGUCCCCUUCUCUGGGUCAUAAACACUACAGAUGUCUACAGUGAUAGAGCAUGGUAAAUGAUUUGCCAAAGAAGAGAAUGUAGGGCAUUUAGACCCAAAUCUCUUCUCGGUUGGCGUCUGUGGCAAACAUCCAACAUUGACGAACAAAGUUUUGGGCUAUUUCUCCACGUUUGCUCCACCCCCUUGAGGGGCGUGGUUCAGACUAUGGGACAACAAAGCAUCAUGUGACAAGGGUAGACAUCAGCUGAUAAGAACACACUUUGGCCUCUGAGUCAACAAGUUACUAGUGAACAAAACAGCAGCGGUAGACGGAGGGAAACAGUGUAUAAAGACUUUUCUAAACGCUCCUAAUUCCCCUAAACGUCCGGGCGUAAAUUGUAGUAUAUUGAGAUUGCAAGUACAGCAAUAGAGCGUUGUUAACAAUGGCACGGCCUCAGCCAUCUCAUCUUGUCCUUCUGUGCUGGAUGGUCGCGAUUUUGGUUCUAUGUGAAGUAGGGUUCGUGUCAAGUUCAUCACGGAGCGUGUUGCUGACCAAUAGUAGGACACCUCUCAAAACUUCAAGGUUUGGAAGAAGAGACCCAGAAGAAGACAUGACACCAACCCAGCUGAUCACCAGUAAGGGUUACCCCUGUGAGGACCACUAUGUCACUACAGACGACGGCUUUAUUCUCAACAUGCAGAGAAUCCCACAUGGACUUCGCGAACCAAACAGUACAGUGACAAGACCUGUGGUUUUCCUACAACAUGGACUUCUGGGAUCAUCCACCAACUUCCUGACCAACCUAGCCAAUGAGAGUCUGGCUUACAUCCUUGCAGACUCCGGGUGUGACGUGUGGCUGGGGAAUGUACGCGGAAACACGUACUCACGAAACCACACCACGCUGAAACCCAGCGAGGCCAAGUUCUGGGCAUGGAGUUGGGAUGAGAUGGCCAAGUACGACCUUCCCAAGAUGCUGACCCACGCGCUGAACGUGACCAAACAGACGCAGCUGUACUACGUGGGCCACUCCCAGGGGACCAUGAUCGGGUUUGCAGAGUUCUCCAGGAACCAGGAGCUGGCCAGGAAAGUCAAGACCUUCUUCGCUCUGGCUCCUGUGACGACUGUGGGGGAUAUAAAGUCACCCAUCAGACUGAUGGCUAAUUAUGCAGAUCCAGUUGAGUUGCUGUUUGACAUCCUGGGAGAUCACGAGUUUUCCCCCAACUCCGAGUUUAUGCAUUUCCUGGGACAAGACGUGUGUGACCACCCUGUACUGGACGUGGUGUGUGAGAACGUGUUGUUCCUCAUCGGUGGCUUCAACUAUGGCAACACAAACAUUACAAGAAUCCCUGUAUAUGUGAGUCAUUCCCCUGCUGGCACCUCUGUGCAGAACAUGGUACAUUAUGCACAGGCUGUCAAGAACCACAAGUUCCAGAUGUAUGAUUAUGGCCUUGUGGAAAAUUUGCUGAAGUAUAAUCAGCCUACCCCUCCACAAUACCAACCAGAGAUGAUGACUGUACCAGUGGCCCUGUUCACUGGAGGACAGGACUGGCUGGCCGACCCAAAAGAUGUGGCCACCCUGCUCCCAAGGCUGAAGAACAAGGUCUAUGUUAAAGACAUACCAGAAUGGCAGCACCUGGACUUCAUCUGGGGGAUGGAUGCUCCUCAGAAAUGUUACAAGGACAUGUUAGACAUCAUCAAGAAACAGGAAGGGUGACAACCUGCCCACCCCUACUCACUAGUGGUGACUUCUGGAUUUCUCUCAGUCUUAGCUCAUCUUGGGCCAGUUCAUUAUUCUGAUAGGGGUUAAUAUUAUCAUAUCAAAGGGAACAUUCUGAAAAUUUUGACUAACAAGGACAGGAUUGUGCGAUAAGGUGGGCAACCUUUUAUGAUUCAAAACACAUUUUAUUGGAAGACAAGUAAUGAUUUCAAAAAUCAGCAGCUGAAAACAAAAUUGCAUGUUUCAUACAGUUACAAUUCCUGGGCAAUAAAGGAUGGUUGAUAUCAGAAA